Messenger RNA from Melampsora larici-populina 98AG31, 2763 nucleotides. RefSeq lists its product as uncharacterized. Lineage: Eukaryota; Fungi; Basidiomycota; Pucciniomycetes; Pucciniales; Melampsoraceae. The transcript has a single exon. The record is from RefSeq and is a predicted model, not a curated record. Bases 1 to 2763 code for a protein of 920 amino acids.
AUGGAGAUGCUGGGCUAUCGUCAUUUCUACGCUCUUUUCCUUCUAAGCCUUCCCCUGAUCCUCGCACAACCUAAGCUCAACAUCAAGAUUCCUGACAGCAGAAUCAGGGCACAAGAGAUCUCUGAGCAAUUGAUGCAUGAUCAAGCGAACAAUAUAGAUUCACCGAAUAGCCAGUUUUCCAAACAAUUUUUUAAACAGGAUCACGCGGAUCAUCUCUUUCAAUCACAUUCAACAAAAUCGGAAACGGGGGUAGCGAUAGACCGAACGGCAGAAUUCACUCAUCAGAGCGAGAUCGAAAUGGUAAAAGAUUGGAUGAGUUUGGAUCAUCAAAGCUGGUUUGAUGAACUGGAAACCAUAGGAGUUGAUUUAGAAGCACUGGAGAAGGAGCGGAACAGUUAUGAGAAACUCAAUCUUGAUAUAUUGGAAGAAUAUCAGAGAUUAUCUCGUAAAUUCGAGUCCAUAGUCUUAAAAGAAGCAAACAAUAAGAAAGACAUCAAGAAAAAGUUCUUGAAGGCGGCGACACAGGUUGAACUCACUGACGAAAUGAGUCAGAAAAUUUGGAACAAGAUUGUUAAAAAAGUCAGGCUUGCAAAUACUCCCUACGACGAGAGAAAUGGGGGUCUGUCUCAUUGGUCGCGAUUCUUAAGAUUCAUUUAUUGGAAGACGCUGAAGAUAUUCUCUCCAGCCAAUUUUCGUCGGAAGAAGGCUUUGCAAUACCUCGACAAGCUGGAGCUUAUGGGUACAUACAAGGGAAGCUCCCCGAUCUGUAUCGCUCUUAAAGAGCUCAUGGACAUGAACGACGAGGGUUUGAGACUCGAAGACAGAUUCAACAGCUUUAUCAUCUCGUUAUAUAAGAAGUUCACCAUUGAUUUUAAAGACCCUAUAGUCACAGAGCUAACCAAAAGAGCCCAAAUGCGUCGAAAUAUUUUACCAGAAGACGCAAAAACCAUCAUCCGCUCUCACAAACGGCUUUUAGAGCAAAGCCUCCUGAACCUCAAUUUUUCUCCAAGGAACGAAAUUGAAGUCUCUGUGAUUGAUUCUGUGGCACUUGAACCAACAAUUGAUAUAAUACUAGAAUUACUUGAUACAAAAGGCAGAAAGAGAUUUGGUUUACUCAAAUCAAAAGAAUAUUUGUCCCAUUGGAUGGAGAAAAGAUUGGCAAAGACUAAUUGGAUUCUUAAAAAAGUUGAAAGGAAUUUAGAUUUAAAUCAGGAUGAGACUUUCACUGUUUGGGGUAUGUUGGAAGAUCUUCAAAAUAUGGCCAGAACUUCCAUUGAAUUAUCUGACAUACAAAGAGAAAAUUUGAAAAAAGUUUUGGAAAAAGUUGGGUUCAAUGAGACCUUCAUCAACUUACAAAAAGCUGAACUCUAUCUGAUCAAAAAUAAGAACGAUUCGGGUCCUGAUUUUGAUGACGACUCGCGUGACUUUUUGGAUGAAGUCGUUGGAUACAUUUACAGUUCCAGACCGUGGGUCUAUAAGGAUGGAUCUGAAGAUUUGGUAAAGGAGCUUGUCAGAAGAGUUGAUAAACGUACCGAUGAAGAUGCAAUCAUUGUGAUGAAGACCUCUGUGGAAAGGCUCAGAAAAGACCUCGAAGGCUUAGAUCAACUGAAAAUGAUGCGAUUACGCAGACAGAGAGCACGGAAAGUGAAAUUUGAACCCUCACCUCUUCAAGCAUCGGGAAGCGCACUGAAACCAGCACCGGCAGCAACACUGACGAAGGCCAUGGUUGCUACUAUGCGCAAUGUAAGAAGUAGAAUGAAGGACAAAGUGACUAAAUACCGAUUUGCUUUAACUGAAAGGGAGAGACAAGAGAUUCAAGGUUUUGUAGAGAAGGCAAGUGACAAGAUCAAAGCUAUGGAAGACAAUCAGCUUGCGAUCGAGAUGCUUCAAAUUGCCAGGUCAAAGGACUUUAUGAUUCCUAUCAGGAAGGGAUCUAAAGAUCUCCUUGCAAAACUAUUAAAAGAUGAAAAACUCAGCCCUUUAGAAGCCCUAACUGUUCAUUCAAUUGCGCAAGAUUACCUUUAUAAAAUCAUAGGUCGAAUGAAUAAACUUGAACUGGCGUUAUUCGAGAUGUCAUCCUCCAAUGAGCAAAGCUCUCUUUACUAUAGAUUAAGCAGAAACUGUUUGACCAUAGGUGAAAUAUACGUACUGAGCGAAGCUCAGGAGAGGAGCGACUUUGUCUCUAGAAAGGAGUGGUUGGUUAUGCUAUUGGCUAUAAAAGAUAAGGAGUCAUUAAGGGUUGUACCAGAAACUUUGAGGCUGAAUGGUGUUAAAGGAUAUCGAGGUAGUAUGAGUGACGAAGAUGAAUUGUUAGUUUUGAGAUGUGCUGAAUUAGUCUCCAGAGAAAUUAUGCACAAGAUCGGGGGAAGCGUCAACUUUGAACAAGUCUCAGGAUUGAUCACAGCCCUUGGAUUCGGAAGAGCUACAGUGAUUCAGCUACUUCUAUUGAUGUCACAAUUGAAAGAAACAGAAUUGGAAAAGAUCCAACAGGUACAUCGAGAAUUUAUAGUGAAUGAGAGUGUUAGUGCCAAAGAGGCAUAUGAUGCGCUUCUUCCGAUAUUUCAAAGUGGAAAAUUGCGUCUGAAAGUUUCGAAGGAGACCUCCAAACUGGAAGUGAUGAGAAAGAAGCUCGCACGUAAGGAAGAGACUGAUCUUCGACCACAAAGACUGGCAGCUCUCUACCACUUCAACCUAGUUGAUACAUGGAAUACCUUUUUGAAGAAGCAGUUAGAAACCCUAGGACUUGAUGCAGACUUACAUUGA